AUGAAAUCCUCAGCCAAGGAAUGGGUUGAGUGCUGCCCAACAUGUCAAGCCAACCGUUGCCCUCAUGCACUGGUCAUCACUCUCAAGCCACUGGAAGUCCCACCAUACCCAUUCCAUACAAUCUCCUAUGACUUUAUCACAGGAUUCCCAAAGUCACAAGGUUAUGAUGCAAUCUUGGUGGUAAUAGACUCCUUCUCAAAAUUUGGCCACUUCAUCCCCACCUUGAAAAAGGUGACAGCCAAAGGACUGGCAGACUUGUUCAUUACCCACAUUUGGAAACUGCACAGACUACCAAUCAGAACCGUCUCAGACAGAGGAACCACGUUCACGGGAAAAUUCCUCAGGGCCCUCUACCAAAGACUGGGAGUCAAACCAUUGUUCUCUUCAGCUUACCACCCCAAAUCAGAUGGCCAGACAGAACGGGUAAACCAGUUUAUUGAAUUCUACCUCCAAUCCUAUGUAGCUGCAGACCAUUCAGAUUGGGCCACAUGGUUACCCUUGGCAGAAUACGCUUACAACAAUGCCAAGCACGCGUUGACAGGAAGAACACCCUUUGAAUUGGUCUAUGGGAGAAAUCCGGUGAUGAACCCCUCCAACGUACCAUCCAAUGUCCCAGAGGCAGAUCAAUUAAUAGACAAUCUAGCCAACAAAUGGAAAGAAGCGGAAGCCGCCCUCAGGAUGAGUAAGGAGAGAAUGGUCAGGGACAAAGGAACUAUACUGGAAUAUUCAAUUGGCAAGAAAGUCUGGCUGGACGGAAAGAAUGUAGAACUAAGGACCAACUCCAAUAAGCUAGACCCCAAAAGAUUGGGCCCCUUUGAGAUCUUGGAGAAAAUUUCCAGUCAUGCAUACCGCCUGAAAUUACCCAAGACCCUGAAAAUCCACAACGUAUUCUAUGUGGGACUCCUGUCCAAGGUUCACAAAUCUCCUAGCCAACCGUUUCUGGAACAACCUCCCCCUGAGACAAUAGAGGGAGAAGAGGAAUACAAGGUGGAACAGAUUAUUGACUCCAAGAGGCAACAAGGAAAAUGGUUCUACCUAAUCAAAUGGAAGGGCUAUGGGCCUGAAGACAACUCAUGGGAACCCAAGGAGCUUCUAGAACACAGUCAGGAAGAAAUCAGCUGCUUUAAUAAGUCAGGACUGAAAAAGGCUUGUGACUCCACCAAGAGCCUUUAA
Messenger RNA from Rhizoctonia solani, 1173 nucleotides. Its product is annotated as Retrotransposable element Tf2 protein. Lineage: Eukaryota; Fungi; Basidiomycota; Agaricomycetes; Cantharellales; Ceratobasidiaceae. Gene Ontology annotation, molecular function: nucleic acid binding. Gene Ontology annotation, biological process: DNA integration. The coding region runs from base 1 to 1173 and encodes 390 amino acids. The record is from RefSeq and is a predicted model, not a curated record. The transcript has 2 exons.